Molecule: messenger RNA, 1080 nt
Organism: Bursaphelenchus xylophilus (pine wood nematode)
Lineage: Eukaryota; Metazoa; Nematoda; Chromadorea; Rhabditida; Aphelenchoididae
Source: the annotation of a GenBank genome assembly
AUGGCUUCGAAACUUGUUGCAGUCUGCAUUUUGAUUAUGGUGAUUGCGGCGGAAUGCAAACCGCAACCACCGCCGUUGGACGGCCUGGGAGAAGUCAGCAUCACCAACCCGGAAAUUGUCGUAAGUGAAUCCAUUGGGGGAACUUGCAGUUUUUUUUGUGCCACAGUAGAGAACCGGAUCUAGCGGCAAAAAACGUACCAUUUUGCAUCCGAGAGGUAUCAAAAAUGUAGCAAAGUGCCUACCUCUCCAAGUGAAAAAACUCCAAUUUAAAAACCGCGCCCGCUCUUUUUGUGAGGGAAAGGGUUUUGCGCCCUUCAAAACGAAGUUUUUUCACUUGGAGAGGGAAGCAUUUUGCCACAUUUUUGAUAAUUCCCGGAUGCAAGAAAAGAGCGGGCGCGCUUUUAAAAUCGGGUCUUUCAAUUGGAAAUGGAGGUAUUUUGCCACAUUUUUGAUACUUCCGGGAGGCAAAAUUAUAUCUUUUUUGCCACUGGAUCAGGUCCGACACUAUAAUAUUUUCACAAAGUGCGUAGACUUUUUUUCCUUUCACUAGGCCUUCCAGAAAGUCUCCGGACUGAUUUUUGACGUUUGCACUGUGCGAAAAAAAAGUCAGGGUGCGAGCGACACCGAAAAAAGCACGGUGCAAAAAGCGAUAAAUUGCACAGUGCAAAGAAACUUUUUGUUUUUGCACAGUGCGUGUCCCCGAUUUCAGUUCGGCGACUUUCCGGAAGGACUAAUUAUUUCGAUGCACAGUGCAUUUCGCCUUUUCUCCGCUUGUUUGUCGCAAACGCACCGUGCAUUUUGCUUUAUUUUCUGCACAGUGCAAAAUUGGAAAAGUGGUUUGUAAAAACCGCAAUUUUUCAGAAACUUGCCAAAAAAUCGUUUGCCAAAUUCAACGCCCAACACAAGGGAGCCUACACCUUCAAGCGGAUCAAGUGGGCCGGAUCACAGCAAACCGCUGGAACCAUUUACGACAUCAAGUACAUCGUUGCCAAGGGAAAAUCGGAGGAAUGCAUUGAAGAUGGGAUUUAUGUGGAGCCAUUCAACAACAAGGAGGACCAUGACAUCAAAAAAUGCACUUAA